Messenger RNA from Solanum dulcamara, 5207 nucleotides. Its product is annotated as formin-like protein 18. NCBI's taxonomy places the organism in Eukaryota, Viridiplantae, Streptophyta, Magnoliopsida, Solanales, Solanaceae. The record is from RefSeq and is a predicted model, not a curated record. The transcript has 19 exons. Bases 199 to 3990 code for a protein of 1263 amino acids.
UAACAAGUAGAUGAUCUUUCAGCUUCUCCUUUUCUUGUGUAGGAAGAAACUAAUAUAUACUAAAAAAAUCAAUAAAUAGGAACCAAAUUUCCUCUUCACAUCCACAGAGAAACUUGAAUAAAUUGAUGGGAUAAAGCAUAAAGUUGUGUUAAUCAAAAAGGAGUAACGAAGCUCUGUUUUCUUAAGUAACCAUUAACAAUGGCGUUGUUUCGGAAAUUGUUCUAUCGGAAACCGCCGGACGGACUGAUUGAGAUCGGCGGCGACAGAGUUUACGUAUUUGAUAGGUGUUUGACUACUGAUGUUUGGGAAGAGAAAAAUUAUAAAGGCUAUGUAGCAGGCGUAAUUAGCCAGCUUCGGGAUCAUCACCCUGACGUGUCAAUUUUGGCUUUCAAUUUUAGAGAGGGUGAGUCACAAAGCCUGAUUGCAAAUGAUCUGUCUGAGCAUGAUGUGACCAUAAUGGAUUACCCUCAACACUAUGAAGGAUGCCCUUUGCUCUCUAUGGAGAUGAUAAACCAUUUUCUUAGAUCCAGUGAAAGUUGGCUCUCCCUCGGACAGCAAAAUGUGCUCCUAAUGCACUGUGAAUGGGGUGGUUGGCCAGUUUUGGCAUUUAUGUUGGCUGCAUUAUUGAUAAAUAGCCAGCAUUUCACCGGGGAACAGAAGACCUUAGACAUGAUUUAUAAGCAGGCUCCUCGCGAGCUUUUGCACUUAAUGCUACCUCUGAAUUCGAUUCCUUCUCAGCUAAGAUAUUUACAGUAUGUAGCAAGAAGGAAUUUGAACACACAAGGGCCUCCCUUGGAUAGAGCCCUCACUCUAGAUUGCAUUAUUAUUAGGAUGAUACCUAACUUCGAUGGUGAGGGUGGUUGUCGGCCCAUAUUUCGUAUUUAUGGACAGGAUCCAUUGAUAGUUUCUGAUCCGUCUCCGAAGAAAUUGUUCUCAACACCAACGAAAAGUAAUGUUGUCCGUUACUACAAGCAGGCAGAAUGUGAAUUGGUCAAGAUUGAUAUCAAUUGUCAUAUACAAGGUGAUGUUGUCUUGGAAUGUAUUAGCUUGAAUGAUGACCGGGAAGAAAUAAUGUUUCGAACCAUGUUUAACACGUCUUUCAUUAAGUCAAACAUUCUGAUGCUUAGCCGUGAUGAAAUUGAUACAUUGUGGAAUGCUAAGGAUCAAUUUCCAAAAGACUUCAGAGCAGAGGUUCUUUUUUCAGAGAUGGAUGCUGCUGCUGCUGUAGUCCCUGUUGAAUCGUCUUGUUUUAAGAAGGAUGGCCUUCCAGUGGAGGCAUUUGCUAAGGUUUGGGAAAUCAUUAACAGUGCCGAUUGGCUAAAUCAAAAGGAUGAUGCUGCUAGCAGUAUACUCCAACAAAUAACUGGAUCAAAUUUAAUCCUGGAAAAGUUGGAAUCUCCGCCCGAGAAAAUAACCACUAGCAAGAUCAUUGAUCAAGCUUCUUUGGAGAAGCCUCAAGAGAGGCAGGAACCUGCAGCAUUAGAAAAUAAUGCUAAGGGCUUGACACAGCCUACUUUGGAGCAGCAGGUUGGGUCAUCCUCCAAAGCAUACCAUAGCAACAAACAAGAAGCUGUGUUUCAGCUUGUUGAAACCAAAGAAUCUAGUGCUUCUGUUACAUCAUCGCCAGUGUCAACUCAUGAACACAAAACAGUGGAACAUCCUUCACUUCAUGGACAAGAAUGUGGUCAGCUCAAAGAAGUUUCUUCUCUACCUGAAAUCAAGGACCGACCACUCAUGACAAAUGUUCUCACGUCGCCGUCUCCUCCACCUUUACUGACAAAGGAUCAAGGUAUUGCCACUGGAAAUCCUCUAUCUCCUGCUCCAGUGACACUAGCACUACUCACUCCACUCAAGGAUAAAUUGGAUGUACCUUCUCCACCGCAGCCUACUCCGCCCAGAGACCAAAGUUCUAAUACUAUAUAUUUGAAAGAUGAUACAACUACAGUAUCUCAACCUGACACAUCUCUGCUUCCUUUUGAGAUGCCUUCAAGUCCACGUGAGAAUGAAAUAAUUGCCAAAAAGGAACCGGAUCUGCCUACUUCCCCUUCUGGAAUUUCUUCUCCAUUAGACCCCACAUCCAAUAUCACACAUUUAGAAGAAAAGUUCGUUAGUAAGAGUGGGAUGUCGCCAUCAUCACCAUCACUGCCACCACCACUUCCUCCGCCAGCACCUACUUCUUCCCCAUGCCUGUUACUUACAACCCCUAGGAUGAACAAGAUUUGUUCCUCAAUAAGUGGACCACCUCAACCUCCACCUCCACCUACCCCGCCUUUGAAGGAAAGACUAGUUUCCAAAGGUGGAAUGCUACCGCCUCCACCUCCAUCUCCACCUCUUCCGCCUUUGAAGGAAAGACUAGUUUCCAAAGGUGGAAUACUACCACCUCCACCUCCACCUACCCCACCUUUGAAGGAAAGACUAGUUUCCAAAGGUGGAUUGCUACCGCCUCCACCUCCACCUCUUCCUGAGCAGCUUAUGAAGGAGAAUUCUUCUUUAACCGGAGCACCCUGUCCACCUCCACUGCCUCCUUUGCCUUCUUCACAGGCUUCUAACCCUACAGAUUUACAUGCAAUACCACUAGCACCACCUCCUCCUUCCUUGGUUUCAUCUCUCAAGGAUAAUAACAAUCUCCCAAAGAGUAUUCCUCCUCCUCCGGUUCUUUUUCCAAAGAUGAAUAAUCUGCCUGCUUCUCCAUCUCCAACCCCUCCUAUUGCUCCCCCACCCAGCAAAAAUAACCGACAACUGUUGUCUAGCACUAUGAAUUCAAGAAGCAAUUCAACAAAGAAGCUGAAGCCAUUGCAUUGGUUAAAGAUAAGUAGAGCAGUCCAUGGAAGUUUUUGGGCUGAAAUUGAAAAAUGUAGCUAUGCCUCCAAGUCAUCCGUGGUUGAUAUGCCAGAACUUGUAUAUUUCUUCUCUGUUCAAAAUUUAGACCAAGUCGGUUCAGGAAGGAACGGGAAUUCAAGGACCAAAUUUGGACAGAAGCUUCAGAAAGUGCAGCUGGUUGAUCAUAGACGAGCUUAUAAUUGUGAAAUUAUGCUUUCGAAGGUGAAGAUACCGCUACACGACAUGCUGACUUCAGUGCUUGCUUUGGAAGAUUCAGCAUUAGAUAUUGAUCAGGUGGAGAACCUGAUUAAGUUUUGCCCAACAAAAGAGGAAAUUGAAGUGCUCAAGGGUUAUAAAGGAGAAAAAGAGAAGUUGGGUAGAUGUGAACAGUUUAUGUUAGAACUGAUGCAAGUCCCACGAAUAGAGUCCAAGCUAUGGGUUUUCUCAUUUACGAUUCAGUUUCAAUCCCAGAUUUCUGAGCUAAGGAAUAAUCUGAAUAUAGUGAAUUCAGCAACUGAUCAGAUCAGAGGUUCAUCGAAAUUGAAAGGAAUUCUGCAGACAAUCCUGUAUUUGGGAAAUGCUCUCAACCAGGGAACUGCAAGAGGGUCUGCUGCUGGCUUCAAGUUGGAUAGCCUCCUUAAACUAACGGACACACGUUCAUGGAGCAAUAAGAUGACUCUCAUGCAUUAUCUUUGCAAGAUACUUGCGGACAAAUUGCCUGAACUACUUGAUUUUUCUAAAGAUCUUUCCAGCUUGGAACCCGCAUUGAAGAUACAACUGAAAUAUUUGGCAGAGGAAAUGCAAGCUAUUAGCAAAGGAAUGGAGAAAGUUGUACACGAGCUGUCCAUGUCAGAAAAUGAUGGAGUUAUGUCUGAGAAUUUCUGUAAGGCUCUAAAGGAGUUUCUUAGCUGUGCUGAAGGUGAAGUCAGUUCCUUGGCUCAACUUUUUUCUGGUGUGGGAAAAAAUGUGGAUUCGUUGAUUAUUUAUUUUGGAGAAGACCCUGCUCGUUGUCCAUUUGAACAAGUUGUCUCGACGCUAAUGAGCUUCCAAAGACUGUUCAAUCAAGCUUUAGAGGAAAAUCGCAAGCAGCUGGAGUUUGAGAGAAAGAAAGCAGAGAAGGAAGCUAAGGAGAAGCAGAGGACAAGUGCUUCAGAUCAUAAGAAGACUUGAAACUUUGAGCAUUUAGUGUAGUGUGAAAUAAUGUAGUCAUAUAUAUUCAGCCCCGGGCUUUGGUUCAAGCGUAAUGGUAGUACAACUAGAUGUGUGGUAGGCAUACAUCACGUGUUCGAGACAUUUUGGGAAGCCAAAUCUAGUAUUAAAGUUGAGAAGGAUAGAAGGGCGGGCCAGUACUCCACCAAGUUUCGGAGCUGGAGACAGCAGAUUUCUGAAAGAAAAAAUGUAGUCAUAUAGGGCUUUGGUUCAAAAGUAAAGGUAGUACAACGCGAGAUGUGGGGCAGGCGUAUGUACAUCGCGAGUUUGAGUCUUGCUGGGGAGCCAAAGUCUAGAAUUUGAGUUGAGAAGGAUAGAUGGGCGGGACAGUAAUCCACCAAGUCUCCCGGAGCUGAAGAAAGUGGAUUUUCAUUAUUAGAAAGAACAAAUGUAGUCAUAUAUCAAUCAGCAUGUGCUCCGUCAGAACAACAUCACUGACAUGUCUGCAGACGUGACAAAGCUUUCAAUAGACUGAAGCAAGCUCUCUGAGCUUUUUCACUAGUUCCAGAACUAUAUUGGAAGUUGUUGUAUAUCGUAGCAAAGCUUCCCAAGAUUGAAGAUUUGGGGAGUGAGAAAUCAGUUCUUGAUGGUGAACAGGCGAUGAUGUACUUCUCUGUUAGAUUUUCCGGCAUUGGUUGAGGGAGUGAACCGUUGUCUGUCUAUGCUCACUUCAUCAGCUAACUUUUUGAGGUUGAGCUAGGCCCGAGAUUCAUUUUCUUAACAAUUUCAGUGAAGUAUUGGAAAUUCUCCAAAUAUUACACGUUGCAUGGCUUCCCUUUUGAUCUUGAGAGUGAAGGCAGAUCUAAAUGUUGAUAUGGGAAAGUGGACAUUGUUUUGUGUGGAAAAGUUGGCAAUGCAGAGUGUACAGUUCUCUUACAGAAUGUAUAGGAAGCUGGUUAGUGGGCCGGAUAACUUUCCAGCAGCGGUGGAGAUAGGAUUUUUCACUAAGAGGGUCAUCAUCAUACAAAUUUCGAAAAUUAUAUUCAGAUGAGCCCCUUGUGCCCCUCUAGCUUGGCCUCCGAACUCCGAUACCAAGGUGUGUUAAAGUAAAUAUUCCUAGAGAUGACAUGUUCUUUUUGUUUUUAAAACAUUUUUCUGCUAUAUUAGUUUUGUUUUGUACUAGUGUUUUGUGUUCCCUACUCUCGAUUCAAUUGAUUUAUUAAUUUUUUUUUGCCCCC